Molecule: messenger RNA, 4896 nt
Organism: Macadamia integrifolia
Lineage: Eukaryota; Viridiplantae; Streptophyta; Magnoliopsida; Proteales; Proteaceae
Exons: 5
Coding region: 1-4896 (1631 amino acids)
Molecular function (GO): nucleic acid binding; RNA-DNA hybrid ribonuclease activity; protein binding
Source: RefSeq, a predicted model, not a curated record
AUGAUACAAGACUGUCUCUCAAAAGCUCCUUGCUUUCCACAAACACUCGAUCAAUCUUGCAAUGAGUUUGUAUCUCCUAUCUUAGGGAAUCUCACCUUCCUUCUCUCCAAAGCUAGUUCCUUUUCAAUUUCGGAGAAUAAUUUAACUGGAAAAAUCCCUUUCUCAAUCUGUAAUGCCAGCAAUUUGGGUAUUUUGGAUUUGUCCAAUAACCAAUUGAGUGGCCCCAUUCCAACAUGCCUUGCCAGUUGCAAUUUGGGGGUUCUUAAUUUAGAAAACAACAAAUUACAUGGACUCAUUCCUCCUACUUUCAAAAAUGGGUGCAGUCUGCAGACUCUCAAACUCAAUAAAAAUAUGCUUCAAGGAGAAGUUCCAAGAUCACUGUGCAAUUGCAAAGAACUCAAGGUAUUAGAUAUUGGGGAUAACCAGUUGAAUGAUAGCUUCCCAUAUUGGUUGGAAAAUCUUUCUGAAUUGGAGGUUCUUGUCAUGAGAUCAAACAAAUUUGGUGGUCCCAUUGCUCAACUCCCUCAAGCUGAUUCUCCUUUCCUAAGCCUCCAUGUUGUUGACCUCUCUUUCAAUGCUUUCACCGGGAGCUUACCAUUGCAAUAUAUUCUUCAUUGGAGGGCAAUGAUGAUUGUGGAGAACAAUUCAGUUUUGAAUUAUAUCAGUUUCUCAAAUUCUUCCAGCUACUACCGAGACACACUUGUAGUUAUGGACAAGGGACUAUACUUGAAAAUGCCGAUUUUGACCACCUUUUCCACCAUAGAUCUAUCUAACAACAACUUCGAAGGAGAGAUUCCAGAUGCUUUGGGAAAUUUAAAAGCACUUAUCGUACUCAACUUGUCAGGAAAUAGCCUCACUGGUCAAAUUCCAUUGUCGUUCGGAAAUCUAAGCGAGCUCGAGUCGUUAGAUCUUUCAAGAAACCAACUUUUAGGAGAAAUCCCAGAGUUUAUCCAUAAUAUCCGCCAUGAAAGGUUGUCUAACCUGUGGAUAAUUUGGAAACGUGGUCUGAAUCACCCUUCCAUUGCCUCAAUGUCGGCUCAACAGCUCUCUAUUGAGGUCGACUGGCAAGGGAAAAAACUGCUUUUGUCCUUUAUUCAUGCUAGUUGCUUUAAAAUUGAGCGUAGAGAUUUGUGGUCGGAAUUGGCAGCUGUUUCAGCAGCUUCUCUCCCUUUGCUUAUUGUUGGUGAUUUUAAUGCGACGUUGUUCUCUAAUGAGAAAAAAGGCCCGGGGAAUUUUAAUGUUGGAUCGGCAGCAGAGUUCCAAGCAAUGGUGGAUUCUUGUAUGCUUAUUUCUACCCCUUCACAGGGUAAAAAGUAUACUUGGUCAAAUAAUCGUAGAAGGGGUAAUGUCAUGGCUGUUCUGGAUAGAAGCUUUCAUAAUGAGUUAUGGAUUGAUGAAUUCAAAAAUAUUUCUCAGAGAGUUAUAACCUGCACUGCAUCUGAUCAUACUCCCAUCUUGAUCCAUUCAAACAUGAUCCAAAAGCCUAGCAACAUUCCGUUUCGAUUUCAUAAUUUUUGGAUGGAAGAUGAUAGCUUUCAGUUGGUGGUGAAGCAAGCCUGGUCCCAACAGGUGAGUGGCUGCCCCAUUUAUAUCUUGGCGCAGAAAUUGAAGGUGGUUAAAGGGGUGCUAAAAGCUUGGGCAAAAGAAAGAUUUCCUAAUCUAAAUGAGGAAGUGAAAAAAGCUACUUCAGAGCUAAAAAGAGUGCAGGAUACUAUUGAGGUUUCAGGAAUGUCGGAUGCCCUCUUUAAUGAAGAAGCUGAUGCAAAAACAGCCCUUUUAAAUGCUAGUAAGAUGCAAGAAAAACUGUGGUCUGAGAAGGCUAAAUUACGUUGGUUGAAAGAAGGCGAUCGGAACACAAAAUUUUUCCAUCUUUCAGUGAAGAUUAGAAGAUCAAGAAAUCAGAUUAGUAUGUUACGUCGUGAAGAUGGUUAUUGGAUUUCUGAUCAAUUAGAUUUGGCCAACUAUAUUGUGGAUUUUUACAAGAAUUUUCACUCUGGAAAUCCUGUAGAACCACACUAUGAGUUACUGGACCAGAUUCCGACUCUCAUUUCUAAUGAAGACAAUGCUUUCUUGGAUGUUGUUCCCUCAAGGGAAGAAAUAAAGAUGGCGAUAUGGGAUCUCGAUGCGGACAGUUCUCCGGGUCCUGACGGCUUUCCAGGUCAGUUUUUCAGAAGUUGUUGGGAUAUUGUGGAAAAUGAUUUCUGUCGGGCUGUUUUCUCUUUCUUUUUAGUAGGGAAAAUUCCUAAGGGGGUAAAUAAUUGUUUCCUAACCCUUAUCCCUAAAGCUGAUGGUGCUUUUUCUUUGGAUAAGUUUCGUCCCAUAUGUAUGGGAAACUUUUUCUGCAAAGUUUUGUCCAAAAUUGCUGCUUCCAGGUUAUCUCUCUUUCUCCCAAGAUUAAUCUCAGAAGAACAAGGUGCCUUCCAGAGGGGUAAAAUUAUUUCAGAAAAUAUAAGCCUUGCUUCAGAGUUGGCAAACCUGAUGCACUCAUCUGUUCGAGGUGGAGGUAUGGGUCUAAAGCUAGAUGUGCAGAAAGCCUAUGAUUCUCUGUCUUGGGAAUUCCUCUUUGCAACCUUGAAGAAAUUUGGUUUCUCUCCCAAUUGGAUCAACAAAAUUCACCAGAUGCUGCUCUCAAAAAGGAUUUCAAUUUUGCUAAAUGGAGGUCCAGUGGGUUUCUUUGGUGUGGAGCGUGGUCUCAGGCAAGGAGACCCUAUUUCCCCAAUCCUUUUUAUUCUGGCAGAGGAAGUUCUUUGUAGGGGGCUGAAGAACUUGAUUCUAGAAAGGAAGAUGAAAGCUCUCCCAGGCCCCAGAGGAGCAAUUACUCCUUCUCAUUUACUUUUUGCAGAUGAUAUUUUCAUCUUUAUGAAUGGGUCAGCUAGGUACGUGAAGCAUCUUCAUGAGUUUUUAUCCAAGUAUCAGUCUUUUUCAGGGCAGAAAAUAAACUUGGAAAAAAGUAAAAUAUUUUUUGGGAAGAUUGCCCCUCAUAGAAGUCAUUUUAUUAGUGAUUUUCUGGGCAUUGCCACGGCUGAUCUCCCUACAAAAUAUUUGGGGGUGGAGAUUUUUAAAGGCAGAGUGAAGAAUAGUCAUUUGCUUCCUCUUCUGGAUAAGAUAAAGGGUCGGUUGGCAGGGUGGAAGGGCAAAAUUCUUUCUAUGGCUGGGAGAAUUGAAUUGGUUAAGUCAGUUAUUUCUGGUAUUCCCAUACACAAUUUCUCUGUGUACUGGUGGCCGGAUGAAACUAUUAAGGUGGUGGAACGAUGGAUGAGAAAUUUUAUUUGGUCAGGUGAUAUGGAAGUGGCAAAGAAGAUUGUUAUGAAAUGGGAAGAGGUAUUCUUCAGGGAACGUUUUAUCAAGGAAGAUGGGUCGCUGCGAAGGGGAUAUAAGUCUUCAUCUAUAUGGCCGGGUUUGAAAAGAGUUUGGAGUUUCGUCGCGAAGAACGAGCAAUGGAUUCUGGGAAAUGGGAAAAAAUUUGAUUUUUGGUUAGAUAGAUGGAUUGACAAUCAAUCUAUCGCUGAGAAGACAAACUUGGACCCUGUUUUUUUCUCAGAUUUAAAAGAAAAAGUUUCUGAUUUCAUAUGCCAAGCUGCCUGGGACCUCCCUCAUGUGGAGUCGGUUUUACUUGCUGAAAUUUGGGAGAAAGCUAAACGUAUUCACAUCCAAGGUGUGAACGACCAAUGUCUUUGGCGAUUGACCUCUUCAGGUAUCUUCUCUAUUAAAUCUGCCUGGGAAGAAAAUAGAGAAAAAUAUCAGAAAGUGAGUUGGUUUUCUCUUAUAUGGAACUCAUCUAACCAACCAAGACAAGCUGUUUUUGCUUGGCGGUUAGUUCAAAAUAGAUUACCAACAGAUGAAAAUGUGUCUCAUCGUGGAGUGCAAAUGGCUUCCCGGUGCAGCUUGUGUGGUAAAGAUGAAGAAUCAAUGUCUCACUUAUUUUUUAACUGUGAAUUUGCUCGUAGUUUGUGGAGAGCUUUCUGUGAAGGUUUCGAUGUGCAAUGGAAACCUUAUAUGGACAUGCUUUCUUUUAUUGCAUGGUGGAAACAAACAGCAAAGAAUCUCCAUUUUAAAAAGGUGUGGAUUACUGGUUUCUCUCUGGUUCCUAGUGUCAUAUGGCAGGAAAGGAAUGCAAGAAUUUUUGAGGGGGUCUCCAAAUCAUCUAGACACUGUUUUGCUAUGAUUAAAAGUGAAAUCAGCCUCCAGAUGACUGCUGCUACAGGGUCCCCUAUCUCAUUUAGCUCCUUACUGUGUGCCAAACGAUUGGGGAUCUCUAGGGUGCGAUACAAACCAAGAGAGCUAAUGGAAAUUUUUUGGUGUCCUCCCCAAAGGGGAUGGGUGAAGCUAAACUCAGAUGGUUGCUCUUUGGGAAAUCCAGGAAAAUCAGGUGCGGGUGGAAUCUUUCGGAAUGAAAAUUCAGAAAUAUUACAGUCUUUCAGAACUUUUCUUGGUGUCCACACAAAUUUUGAAGCCGAGAUGAUAGCUGUUAUUACUGGGCUGGAAUUUGCAAGAGAUAUGGGUAUUACUCAUUUGUGGAUUGAGUGUGACUCAGUAACUGUAGUUUUACUUAUAUCUAAGGGAAGAAUCCCUUGGGUUUGUCUUCAGAGGUGGAUGAGUUUAACCUCCUAUUUGAAUUCUCUUACCUGGAAAAUCACUCACUGUAUGCGGGAAGCAAAUCCUGUGGCUGAUUUCUUGGCAAAAACAGCAGCAAAAUUCGAAGUUUCUUCUCCUAUCCAAUCCUGGCCUGUGCUGAUUGCUAUAGAGUUGGAAGUGGAUGGUUUGAAAAAUGGAGUUGAAGGAGGAACCGGAGCCAGAGUCAUGGAUGAUGAGAGCUUCGUUCUGGUGGAGCUACAUCAGAAGGUGUCAGAGAUUGGGGUUGAUUUUGAUCAGUUUGUUGUUGUUCAGAACGGAUAG